AUGGCAGCGUCUACCGCGUGCACGCUCGGUGCGGUCGCCUGGCAGGCAGCCGCCAAGGCCGACCGCGCGGCGGAGCUUCUGUCCUCCGCCAGCUGCGCUUCCACGAAGUCGCUUCGGGUCGUGCCUGCCGCCAAGGCCUCUCUCCAGGUCCGUGCCUCACUGCGCCUCGCUGCGCCCGCAGCUCAAGCACACUUAAGCGAGCAGACGUCGUUCGGGGCGGGGCACAGUAGAGCGGAGCUCAAGCACACUUGCGACGUUGCACUUGAUUGGAAGCCCUCAUGCCGUCGCUCUCCCCUUCCCGUCCGCGUUCCGCGCAGGCUGGUGGAUUCGCGCGAUAUCGUCGAGCUGGAGCUCAAGCAGGGGGGGUUUGAGAUCCUCAUCCGCAAGAAGGAGGCUCUCCCCGCCCCCGCGGCCCCCGCCGCGCCCCCCGCGCCCGCCUACCCCGCCUACCCCCCUCCCCACAUGAUGGCGCCGUUCCAAUACGCGGACGCCCCGGCCCCCGCCGCCGCCGCCGCCCCCGCGCCUGCUGCCAAGCCCGCUGCUGCGCCCGCCGCCCCUGCGCCGCCUCCGCCCGCCGCGCUUCCGCCCAUGGUUUCCCCCAUGGCUGGGACGUACUACUCCUCCCCCGCCCCCGGCGAACCCCCUUUCCUCAAGGUGGGCGACAAGGUGACUAAAGGGCAAGUGGUGUGCAUUGUGGAGGCCAUGAAGCUCAUGAACGAGAUCGAGGCGGACCAGUCAGGCACGGUGGUGGCCAUUAUCGCAGAGGACGGCAAACCAGUGUCUGUUGGCGCGCCUCUGUUUACAAUCAAGCCAUGA
Messenger RNA from Closterium sp. Naga37s-1, 816 nucleotides. Lineage: Eukaryota; Viridiplantae; Streptophyta; Zygnematophyceae; Desmidiales; Closteriaceae. The record is from the annotation of a GenBank genome assembly.